Messenger RNA from Crotalus tigris (Tiger rattlesnake), 2652 nucleotides. RefSeq names its product H-2 class I histocompatibility antigen, Q9 alpha chain-like. The record is from RefSeq and is a predicted model, not a curated record. The coding region runs from base 135 to 1184 and encodes 349 amino acids. The transcript has 6 exons. Gene Ontology annotation, biological process: immune response. Gene Ontology annotation, cellular component: external side of plasma membrane. NCBI's taxonomy places the organism in Eukaryota, Metazoa, Chordata, Lepidosauria, Squamata, Viperidae.
UUUUUUUCUACUGGUUGAGCUUGACCAAUCACCCGCUUCUGGUCUGGUUUGUUGCGCUGUUGAGCGUCCGGAGCGCGUCUUUUUCUGCCUGCGACUUCUGGAGAGCGGAUCGCAGUUGGAGGAUCGCGGCCAGGAUGGCGCUGCGCUCUCUGUCGCUCCUGGUGUUGGUGGGGGUCGCCCUGCGGGAGAGCUGCCUCGGUGCCUCCUCACACUCCCUGAAGUAUUUCUCCACCGUCAUCUCAGAGCCCAGUCAGGGGCUGCCCCAUUUUGUCUCUCUGGGAUAUGUGGACGGUCAGGUCUUUGUUCACUACGACAGCAACAGCCGGAGGAUGGAGCCUCGAGUCUCCUGGAUGGAGAAGGUGGGGAAGGAGGAUCCCCAAUACUGGGAUUGGAACACCAAGGCAGCCCGUGGCAAUCAGGAGGAAUUCAGAGGAAACCUGGAGACUCUGAGGCUUCGCUACAAUCAGAGCGAAGGCCUUCACACAUUGCAGUUGAUGUAUGGCUGUGAGCUCCAGGCUGAUGGCAGCAAAAGAGGGUUUAUGCAGUAUGGAUACGAUGGGAGGACCUUCCUCGUCUUCGACAAGGAGACCCUCACCUGGGUGGCUCCCCAACCCCAGGCCCAGAUCACCCAGAGAAAAUGGGACGCUGAUCCAGGAUAUAAUCAGAGACACAAAACGUACCUGGAGGAAAUCUGCAUUGAAUGGCUGGAGAGGUAUCUGUCCUACGGGAAGGAGACGCUGCUGAGGACAGAGCCCCCAGAGGUGACCAUGAGCAGCAGGAUGGAAGUGGAGGAUGGGAUGGAGAUGCACGUCUGCCGCAUGCAUGGUUUCUACCCAAGGGAGAUCGAGGCCUCCUGGAUGAGGGACGGGGAGGUCUGGCUGCAGGAUACCCGACGUGGCUCCGUGGCCCCCAACGCGGAUGGGACCUUCCACUCCUGGUUCAGCAUCUGGAUCGAUCCCAAAGAGAGGGGCCGCUAUCGGUGCCACGUGGAGCACGACGGCCUGCCGGAGCCUCUGGACGUGGCUCUGAAGGAACCAAAAUCCAACCUGGGGCCCAUGAUCGGCCGAGUUGUGGCUGGCCUUGUCCUGCUGGGUGUGAUUGUUGGGAUCUGGUUUGUCAAGAGACGUCAUGGGGUCCUCAAGGAGAAACCUCUGGGACAAGGAACCCUCAAGAAGAUGAGAUGACCCAGCUGGUGGAAGGUCCCUCUGUCUGAGAAGCUGCUCUGUUUCCCAAGUGGGCGGAAAGGAAAGGUUCGGUGAAAUGAGAAUCAGAAGCUCCAUAAAAUUUGGGAUCAAAAGGGGGCAUUUUGAGAGACAAGGAGCUUUGGGGGAUACCAAAGCUGGAUCUCCUCUUGGUCUCCCAUCACAAGGCUCUCUGAGUAGGAACUGGUUGGAAAAAGAGACUUAGGAGCCAUGUGUAUCUUUUUAGGUCAGCUCUGCCCUCGGGCUCAAGAAUUGCUGAACUUUUGCUCUGUAUUAAUACACAUAUAAAUUUUAGGAAUUCUUUCCUGGGCCUUUUAGCCCAAGCAGUCUGGUUCAAACUCUCUCCACGUAUUUGUGUGUCUUUGAUUGUAUGUGUGGGAGAGAGGGAGGAAGUUGGAGUCAGAAAGAGCGGAGUUUCUCCAUCUAUCAGCCAAGAAAGCAACACUCGUCCUUUUCUUUUUCUUUUCUUUUCCUUUUCUUUCUUUUCCAGCAAGUGACAGAGGAUCCAGCCAGGGUGAGUCGGAGGGAGCUGCUGCUGCUGCUGUUUGAGCCAUUCUAUCCCUUUGCCAGACUUUGGGUGGGGGGGGGAGAGGAAAAGUGGGAGAGUCCCCCAGUUUUUAAAAGCCCCCCCUCCUCCCCCCAUUAAUUCAUCCUGCCUGUGUUCCCUCUGCGUCUGGGUCUGCUGAAAUAAUUAAAAUAGAGUCAGUUUGGUUUAGCGGUGAGGGCACCAAGUGAGACUUACUGGGAGAUGGUGAGUUCUAGUCCCACCUGCCAAGAGGAGAUCGGAAUCUUCCCUCUACAACGGGGAGGGAAAGAACAGAUUUCCUGAGGGUCCCGCAAUCCUGGAUGGAGAGGGGGCUUCUCUCCCCUCCUUGAGCCCAUCUGGGAAUCCCUCCUUCCAGAUGCUGAAGGGAGACCUGAACCCAUGAACCCUUUUGCCUUUGUCUCUGGAGGCAACGUGAACUUGAGUUGGAUUUGUGUAUUUGAGGGGAGGCAUGGAUACUUGUGGGGCAGGUUCUCGCCCACCUAGGAGCCAGUUCCCAGCCCUGCCCCUCCCCUCUUGUAAAUCCCACCCAGCUGAUCCCUCCCUUGAGGCUGCUGCUUCUGCUCCUUCCCUGGCUGAUCUUUGCUGAUUCCUCAGCCUGGACGGUGGGAUUCCUUCUCUGGGCUCCCUCCCAGACUCACCCUGCCUGCUUUUUCCCUCCUCUUUGCAGCCGGAGUGGACAGUCCCAGCAUGAGGAGGGAGGAGAGAAGAGGGGGUCGGCCUGCUUCUGAAUUAAGCCGGGUUUAGAGCGAAUGGGGUGAGGGACAGGAGGAAGAGUUGCUGGUUUUACUUUAAGGGAGGCUGAUCAGUUGUUAAAUGUUCCUCAUACUUCCCGGGAUUGAAAGGGGAGGGUUUUUUCUGUCUCUUGUGUUUUUUUUUUAUUAUUAUUAAAAGUUUUACAAAUUU